This is a messenger RNA of Oncorhynchus nerka (sockeye salmon), 3601 nucleotides long. RefSeq names its product piggyBac transposable element-derived protein 4-like. The record is from RefSeq and is a predicted model, not a curated record. Lineage: Eukaryota; Metazoa; Chordata; Actinopteri; Salmoniformes; Salmonidae. The transcript is spliced from 5 exons. Bases 302 to 2986 code for a protein of 894 amino acids.
GUUAACGUUAGGGUUUAGGCAAGGGUUAUGGUUAGGGUAAGGGCAGGAGUUAAGGUUAGAGUUGGGACGUUCCAAAGAUCCCGGGAUGGACUUAAACCAUUUUUUUUGUAGCUAGUCACCCGCCAUUCCACUCGCUAGUGUUUCGUUCCAUCAGAUAACCUUUAUGGUGCUUCUGGUAUGGCGUCUACCAUGUAAUGCAAUAAUUAUACUUAAACACAGCUAGCCACCUAAACGUGGAGAAACGAAAUACAUGGUUGCAAGCCCUCAGCACUAACCAGGCUGUGGAGAUAGCCAGUGGGUAAUGAUGGAGCAGGAGGAAGUGCCGGACACAAUUAGUCAGGCCAGACACUCUCUCUUUGGAUGCAACAACAAGAGGGGGGAUAAAAGGCAACGAGAAAACAGCACUGACGAGGAUGGAGGGGAAGUACAAGAGAAUGACUGGGAUGAAAACUAUGAAUGUGACAGCAACAUAUCAUAUUUCGAAGAUGAGAUGGAUCGACUUUUAGACCCAGAGGAAAAUAAAGACUGUUGGACAGAACCUUCAGAGAUUGUAGACUGCAAUGGAACAGCAGUUACAGAGACUAGAGGGAGGGAAGACUCCCUGUCCAAUGGAACAGAAGUUAUAGAGCUUAGAGUGGGCAGUGAUUCUCCUCCCUGUAGGACAGCAGUUACAGAGACUAGAGGGAGGGAAGACUCCCUGUCCAAUGGAACAGAAGUUAUAGAGCUUAGAGUGGGCAGUGAUUCUCCUCCCUGUAGGACAGCAGUUAUAGAGGCUAGCGGGAGGGAUGACUCCCUGUCCAAUGGAACAGAAGUUAUAGAGCUUAGAGUGGGCAGUGAUUCUCCUCCCUGUAGGACAGCAGUUAUAGAGACUAGAGGGAGGGAUGACUCCCCUCCCAAAGCGACAGUCUCUUUACAGUCCAGAGUAAGGUUUCCCUCGUCUUCCUCUUUAAUAGAUUCCGAUUUCAAAGAGGAGUUGGAUCAACUUUUGGACCAAGAUGAAGACGGUUGGACAGAACAUUCAGAGACGGUAGACGGGAAUGAUUCCCCGUCCAAUGGGACAGACUCUUCACAGCCCAGAGUAAGGGGGUCCUCCCCUCUCUCCACUGAGGCUUCAGAGUCCAGUGAGGAGGAUGAAGACACCUUUUCCUUUGAGACAGAAGCCAUAGAGACCAGAGCUUCAAAAAAGAGAAAAACCAUCUCCAGCCCUAAAGGAACACAGAAAAAGGGGCAAAAGAAGGCCAGGCCUCCAUCCUCUCCCCUCUGGUUAUCCAGCCCUGCCAAAUCCAGAAGGAACACUCAUGCAGCCACACCUCUUAUCAUUGGGUCAGUAAGGAGGUGGAAGACUGAGGAUGAACCAGACCAAGAGCCUAAACUGUUCCCCUUCGAACCAGCUAGGACUCCUGGACCCCAGCUAGACACUUCAAAGAACUACACUGUUCUAGAGCUCUUCCAGCUCUUCUUCAGUAAUGACGUUGUUGAUACUCUCUGCUCAAACACCAACAAGAAUGCCAAGAGAAGACAUGAACAGGGAUUUAAACCUGUAUCUGUGGAGGAAAUGUACAACUACCUCAGCAUUGUAAUCUAUAUGGGUCUGCUGAAUGUGCACACUGUAUCAGACUACUGGGUCCCGAACAGGUUGUAUGGUAUUCCUUUUUGCCGUACAGUCAUGACUAUGACAAGAUUUCGGGCAAUCACCUAUUCACUGCACAUGAGUGACCCAGCAGAGGAUGAGGAAAACGACAAGAAGAAGGGGACUGCAGACUAUGAUCGGCUCAUGAGAAUCAAACCUCUAAAAGUUCAGAUUUUGGAUGCAUGCAGGGCCUUCUACCACCCAUUCCAGAACCUUUCCAUUGAUGAGCGCAUGGUGCACUCCAAGGCCCGCCACAGCCUCAAACAAUACAUUAAAUCCAAGUCCUACAGGUAUGGAUUCAAGCUGUAUGUUUUAGCAGAUUCAAGAAAUGGCUACACAUGCGACUUCAAAGUCUUUAUGAGCAAAAACCCAUCUGCUUCAGGCAAAGGGGAGAGCUAUGACGCUGUCAUUGACCUGUUGAAUAUCCCUCAUUUGGGCACUGGGUACCACAUUUACGUUGAUAAUUAUUUCACCAGCACAACUCUCUUCCGUGACCUGUACAAGAACAAAUUAGGAGCUUGCGGAACCAUACGUGAAAACCGUGUGGGCCUCGCUGGUGUUCAAGAGAACAGUAUGCCACCCAGAGCAAAGAGAGGGACCAUCCGCUGGCUUCGUGACGGGGAGCUGCUCUUCACCAAGUGGAUGGACGCACGACCAGUCAUCAUGUGUACCACCAUCCAUAAAGCCUUUGCAAAGGAGCAGGUGCAACGACGCAAGAGGUUAGAGGAUGGCACCUGGACAACAGAGCCUGUACCCGCCCCAGCGCCGAUCAAGUCCUACAACAAGUAUAUGGGGGGUGUGGACCUGUCUGAUUCCCUUAUCAAAUGCUACAGUGUGGCCCAGAAAACAAUGAAGUGGUACAAGACCUUCUUCUAUCACUUUGUAGAUGUUGCUGUGGUGAACAGCUGGCUCAUGCACAAGGACAUGGCUGUGACUAAGAACACAAAGCCCAUGGCCCAAAAACAGUUCAGGGAGAAGCUGUGUUCGCAGCUUGCUGACAUUGCACUGAAAGGGGAUGUUCAGGAGGUGAGGGAUGAGGAGCAGAAGGAACAACCGAGCGAACAGCGAGUGGAAAUGCAGGGUGAAAAGCAUGGUGAAAAACAGGAUGAAAAGCAGGGUGAAGAAGAGGAAGAGGUGGAAGUUGGUUUAUUGUGCUGUCCUGUGCCCACAAAAGAUCCCAUCACUGUUGCGUUGUGUAAUAAAGCUUCUGAGGGAAGGAGGCAGUGUCAUUUGUGUAAGCACAAGACCAUUUGGCAGUGCGAGUCCUGCAAGGUGGCACUCUGCAUAAUACCAGAUAGGAACUGCUUCAGAAUAUGGCAUGUGAAAAAAGACAAUGACAAGCAAGAUUCAAGUUAACAGUUUAUUUUCGUUCCAGGGGUUAGGCCUACAGGAUUUCUGAAUUUGUGGGAUGUAUAGGGAAUUGUUGCGCCUAUAUAUUGUCACACAUUGGGCCAGUAACCGAAAGGUCGCUGGUUUGAAUACCUGAUCCGACAAGGUGAAAAAUCUGUUGACGUGCCUUUGAGCAAGGCACUGUACCCUAAUUUGCCCCAGGGGUGCCAUACUACUAUGGCUGCCCCUGUAAAUCAACAGAUUUCACUGCACCUAUCCGGUGUAUGUGAUAACAAAACUAUUUUUUUUAUUCAAAUGUAUGUGUUCACCACAAAUGUUUGCUUAUGGUUGCCAAUAGAUUUGUGCGGUAAACACAUGGCUUGCUAUAACUGCCAAAAGCUCAACAAUGAUUUCUAUAUCACAUAUCAGGGAUUGCUGAACAAAAAAACAUUGGAAGACAUUUUGCUGUCCAUUAGAGAAUUAGCAACUGUUUUUUUUAUUGAUCAUUUUGGAAAUUGUUUCAGAUCAUUCUGAAUUUGUUUUUCACCUUUAUGCUUUGGAAUUGCCACUUUGGGAACAUCUCAGCUUGCUUGCUUUGGGUACCAGGGUUUGGGUUAAUAAAUAAAAACAUCUAUAACAUUC